This is a messenger RNA of Thamnophis elegans (Western terrestrial garter snake), 6207 nucleotides long. It is a transcript of the gene GON4L, whose product is annotated as gon-4 like. Gene Ontology annotation, biological process: regulation of DNA-templated transcription. Gene Ontology annotation, cellular component: nucleus. Gene Ontology annotation, molecular function: transcription coregulator activity. The record is from RefSeq and is a predicted model, not a curated record. Lineage: Eukaryota; Metazoa; Chordata; Lepidosauria; Squamata; Natricidae.
UCCGGCUGUGGUGGGGUCGAGCUAUGCUCCCAAUUGAGGGAGGGGGGGAAAUGGCCGGAAUGAGCCGCUGCAACCGUGAGGGGAUCCCCGGGGAAGAUGCUCGGACGCCGCUGGGAAGCCUUUAGCUGCCAUGUCCCUCUCUCCCACCAUGCUACCAUGCAAGAAGAGGAAAACCAUCCGGGCGGAUUCCUUUUCCGAAGCCCAGCCUCUUCCUAUGGAGGCGUCUCCUUCAGAUGGCCCCCUUUUGCCCAAGCCAGAGAUGGAACAGGAGGAUGAAGGAGAGGUUUCCCCAACGAUGAAACCCGUGGGGGUCACACAGAAGGUCGAGCCGCUUCAAAUAGUUAAGGAAGAAGCUGAGGAAACGAGACUUUUUAUUUCAGUGGACGAACGAGAAGGAGGGAAAAAACCCAGGCGGAAGGGAGUUAAAAGGCAAUGGGAAGGGAAGUCGUCCGAGGAAGACGAAGGAGGAGGAAGAGGAGGAGGAAGGACUUUAGAUUGUGACCUCAAACUGGACGAAACCUUGGACCGGACGCUGGAAGACGGGGCGAAGCAGCACAAUUUGACGGCUGUCAACGUACGCAACAUCCUUCACGAAGUCAUCACCAACGAGCACGUGGUGGCCAUGAUGAAAGCCGCCAUCAGCGAGACGGAGGACGCCCCUGUUUUUGAGCCCAAAAUGACACGGUCCAAGCUGAAGGAAGUGGUAGAGAAAGGGGUGGUAAUUCCCACCUGGAACAUUUCUCCCAUCAAGAAAGCCAACGAAAUCAAGCCCCCUCAGUUCGUCGACAUCCCUCUCGAAGACGACGAUUCGUCCGACGAGGAAUACCAACCGGAAGAGGAUGAAGAAGAUGAAACAGCAGAAGAGAGUUUAUUGGAGAGCGAUGUAGAAAGCAGCACCUCGUCCCCCCGGGGGUCCAAGCGUCGUUGGAGACAGUCAGAGACGGUGGAGACGGACGAGGAAGGCAGCCCCCGCUUGGAGGCCGAGAAGGGGGCCAGCCCCCCUGCCCAGCGACAUGUCAGCGCCGAGGUCAUCCCUAUGGGCCCCCCACCGCCCCCCAAGCCCAAGCAGAACAAGGACACCGUCUUCAUGGAGAAGCUCCAUGCGGUGGACGAAGAACUGGCCUCCAGCCCCGUCUGCAUGGAUGCCUUCCAGCCUCUGGAAGACAGCUUAAUUGCCUUCCGCACCCGAUCCAAGAGACCCCUGAAGGACGUGCCCCUCGGUCAACUGGAGGCCGAGCUUCGGGCUCCGGACAUCACUCCGGACAUGUACGACCCCAAUACAGCGGACGACGAAGACUGGAAGCGGUGGCUGGGCGGGCUGAUGAAUGACGACGUGGAAAACGAAGAUGAAGCCGAUGAUGACGAUGAUCCUGAAUAUAAUUUUUUGGAAGAUCUGGAUGAACCCGACACGGAGGACUUCAGGAAUGACCGUGCCGUCAGAAUCACAAGUACGUUCCCCUUAUCUACGGCUACUCCUCGACUUACAACCGCACCCUCCCCUCCCCAGAACGAGUUGGAAAGCUUCGCCAAGAGCUCCCUCCUCCUCAGCCAGCCUUCCAGCCCCGGGUUCCAGACCUCCUUCCAGCCUUUCAACUUGAAGGAAUCUCUGCAGCUGAUCAAGGAUUUCCACGCUCACGUCAAGAUCGAGUGGAGUCCCCGCAAAGCCGUCAAAAAGAACAUGACUGAUUUUGCUUGCUUGCCCAAACAAGUGGCCUGGAUCCUGGCCACGCGGAGAGUUUUCCUGUAUCCGGAGCUGCUGCCCACCUGCUCCUUCAAGGCCAAAACUCCCCGGGACAAGAUUGUCUUCACCAAAGGAGAAGAUAACUUGUUGGCGCUGGGGCUCAAGCACUUCGAAGGCACGGAUUUCCCCAAGCCCCUCAUCAGUAAGUACCUUCUGACCACCAAGACGGCCCACCAGCUGACGGGACGAAUCAAGAACCGGAAUAUGAACCGUGUCCCCGACAACAUUAUCCGGUAUUAUAAAACCACAAAGCAACUUCCGGUUUUGCCCCAUCUUUGCGAGGAAGUUCAACCCGGAGAUUGGAAGCCGCCUGUGGAACAGGAAGAACAACGCUUGCCCUUCUGGUUAAAGGCCAGCAUGCCCUCCAUCCAAGAGACCAUAGAGCAGCAGCGCGCUAAAGCAGCCUCCCAGGGCCCCGACGCGGAUCCCAAGGCGGGAAGCCAGGCGGCCGAUCCCACCAACCCCGAAGCUCCUCUGCACAUGCCCGAGGGCCUCCAGCUCAUCCUGAGACCUCUGAGCAGCCGCUUCUGCCGCCGGAUUUGGCGAUGGCAACGUCCGGCCGCCGGCAAACCUUUCCUGGUUCAACCGAGUCUUUGCUUGCCCCCGGCCGGGACGGGCGGCUUCAUCAAAAUGAGCGCCAAGCAGCCCCUGCCUGCCGCGGCCCCCAGCAAAUUGGCAACUCGUGUCUCCCCUUUGUCCCAACCCGCCUCGCUGCCCCACCUGAAUCUGCCCUCCACCCUGAGCCAGGGUGCCCCUUUUGAGCUUCAAGGGGUCCUCCCCGCUCGGCCCUCGCCCCUCCGUAUGCGUUUGGCCCCCGCGGUGCCCGCAAACGUGGUCUCCUCCCUCCCCGUUGCUUUCCACCCCAAAAUGAUCCUCCCAGCUCUGCCAGCCAACCACGCCCGGAAGUCUCCCCUGCCGAGGGGGUACCAGAAAAAGAAGGCGCCCAAAGUCGCUCCUUUGCUGAAGGCCGCCCCGUUGCUUCAUCCGACCCCCGUCAUCUUCACUGUUCCUGCCGGGACGGUCAAAGUCUUGGGCAUCGCCAAUAGCUGCAACGUGCUGCAGCCGCUUUCCGCCACCCGGGCGGUUUCGGCCCCGCAGCCCAUCCCCAUCACCACGCUGCUGGUCAACCCCACCCCCUUCUCCUGCCCGCUCAGCCAGCCCUUGGCAGCUUCUCCCGCCCUUCCCUUGGUGGUCGCUUCCAAUUCAAGCCCUACCCCGCCGUCCGCACUGGUCAAAGAUUCGGAUAAGUCCACUUCACCGCUCAAUGUGGCGUCCGCUGGGGACGCACCAGAGCCCAAAACGGGCCCAGAGGAAGUCCCCGGAGGCUCGUGGUCGUCCGAUCUUAAGUCUGCGGUCCGAAGCAGAACCUCCCACUCAGGGUUACGUGGAGGCGGCCGAGAUUUUAGCCCUGCUCCCUUCUCCCCGACGGUGGAGUUAGGAGGCCUGGUCAAGGUAGAUUUGGAAGCGUCAAAAGAGACAUCGUCGUUAGACGCAGCCGCUGCCCCCCCAAAUCCAACCCCGGAGAAUUCUCCGAUGAAGGAAGAGCUGAUUUUGGACCUCGGGGAAGGCCUGGCGGUCGAGUCGACCUCGGGGGUCAGGAAGGAGCCGGAAGACGUUCAGAAGGAACCCGGCUGCGAGGAGGAGGAGGAGGAGGAGGAGGAAGAAGAGGAGACCGACAACUCAACCGGCAAUUCAACUGGCCCACAAGUGGCGCCUACGACAGUCGAAGGACGUCACGCUUCUCCCACUAACUUUGGCGGCCGCAGCCCCGCAUUGGAGACCGGCAGCUCCUUGGGAAAGGCGGAGGAAAUGGGGAACCAGCCCGAAGGGGCGGUGACGGCUGGCCAGGAGGGGGGAGGAGGAGGAGGAGGAGGCGAGAAAGACGGGAUGGAAGAAGAGGAAGAGGAGGAUUUUGAUGAUUACAUCCAGGAUGAGGAAGACGAGAUGUCCUCAGCUUCCGAGGAAUCGGUGCUCUCGGUGCCAGAACUACAGGAGACCAUGGAGAAAUUGACCUGGCUGGCAUCCGAGAGGCGGCUGAGCCAGGAAGGAGAAUCGGAGGAGGAAAACUCGCAGGAAGAGAACUCGGAGCCGGAGGAGGAAGAGGAGGAGGAGGAAGAAGGGGAAGGAGAACCUCUGGAGAGCCGACAGAAGGAGGACGAAAUGGCCGAUGAGAUUGUGGGCCCGGGAGAUGGGACGGCCUCUUCGCUCGCCUCGACCUGCCCAGCGCCGACGGUGGAGGCCAGUAGCAGCCCUCCAGGGGAGAACCCCAAAACUGCCGCCAAGAGCCGAGCGUCCCACCGAGCCCGGGCCAAGCGGGGCCGCGGCCGCACCAGCAAAGACGCCUCCAAGCUCCUCCUCCUUUACGAUGACGACAUCCUGGAGAGAGACCCCCUGCGCGAGCAGAAGGACUUCGCGUUCGCCCAGGCGUACCUGAACAGGGUACGGGAUGCCCUGCAGCUCGUUCCGGGCAAAUACGAAGAAUUCCUAAGUAAUAUUUACGAAUUUGAGAACAACCUGCAAAAGCAGACGGCCGUUGACCUCUACGCCCGGCUACGGGUCAUCCUCCAAGAUUGGCCUCAACUCUUGACCGAUUUCGCGGCCUUCCUGUUGCCCGAGCAAGCGCUGGAGUGUGGGCUGUUUGAGGAGCAGCAGGCCUUCGAGAAGAGCCGGAUGUUCCUUCGGCGGUUGGAGAUCUGCUUUGCCGAAAACCCGUCCCACCACCAGAAGAUCAUCAAGGUGCUGCAGAACUGCGCGGACUGCGUACCCCAAGAGAUCAUGGAACUGAAGAACCAGAUGUGGCAGCUGCUGAAAGGCCACGAUCAUCUCCAGGAUGAGUUCUCCGUCUUCUUCGAUCACCUGCGCCCUUCGGCCAGCCGCCUGGGGGAUUUCGAAGAAAUCAAUUGGACGGAGGAGAAGGAAUACGAGUUUGAUGGGUUCGAGGAAGUCUCGCUGCCCGACAUGGAGGAAGACGAGGAGCCCCCCAAAAUCCACGCCGCCUCGAAGAACAAGAGACGGAAGGAGCUGGGGAGCCAGCAUGCUGAGAAGGAGUCCGAGUGGCCGGAAGGGCAGAAGGAGUGGUGCAGCUCCUGCCACGAGAACAGCGGAGACCCCCGGCUGAAGCGGAGCAAGCGGCGGAGCUGCGCCAACUGUAGCAGCAAGGUGGGAGACCCCAAAGGCUCCAGAAACAAAGAGCCCGGCGAGUUUGCGGAGGGCCGGGCCCAACAGGAGCCCAGCCCUCGGCCGGAGGGGAAGGAGACCCCCGAGGGCAACGCGGAGAGGAGAGACGACGGGGAAGCCGUCCCUGGCAGGGUGAGGGCCGCCAGCCGGAAGGGAGACUCUGCCGGAGGAGGUGCUCGUCUGGAAGGGAAGCUCCUAUCCUCCCGAGACCCCGCUCCUGAGGGCCCUCUCCCGCCAGCAGGCAAAACUGCAGAGUCCUCGCCUCCUGCUGCCCCUCUCUGCCCUCCAAACGGGGCCGACCCCGCCAAGAACCCACCUGCGACUCCUCCGCCGCCCGCCAGGGUGGCCGUCCCCCCCAAACCGCCUCGCCUGAAAAGCAGCCUCUGCCCCACGGAGGGGAAGAGAGAGGCGGGACACGGUCCGCCCAGGAGUGGCGGGGAGGCCCCACCUGCCCCCAACCGCGACAGUUCGGAGGCCGAAGGUCCCUCAAAACCAGCCAGGCCGGAUCCGAAUUCUCCAUCCCUCCUCGGGACCUUCGUUGCGUCUCGGCCAAGUCUCAAGGAGCCGGGCGGCCAGUCGCCCUCGGGGACUACAAAGCCCAAAGGCAGGGAAUCGUCGUCCAGGCUCUCCACAGAUCUCCCUCUGAAGACUUUGGGGGCGAGCGACGGCCUGCAGCCCGAACCGGAGAUCUCCUCAAGCGGCCGCAUUCAGGCCACCCAUCCAGCGGGAAGAGCCGCCGAGGAAGGGGACGUCCGUUCACACAAGGGAGAGGAGGGGCCAGCCGUGGCGGGUGUGGAUCGCAGUGGGCCGGUCGCGGGAGACGACCCGCAGCCCAGGACUAUCGAGCCCACGGUCUGUGCCAAGAACAUCAAGGUCAGCUCGACGGGGGAGAAGGUGGUGUUAUGGACCAGGGAGGCCGACCGUGUGAUCCUGACCAGCUGCCAGGAGCGAGGGGCCGAUCCACAGACCUUCAGCGCCGUCUCCGAACAGCUGGGCAACAAGACUCCAGAGGAGGUGGCCCAUCGCUUCCGCGAACUCAUGGCCUUGUUCCACACGGCCUGCGACGUCAGUUCGGACGACGAGGAAGACGGGAUGAGCACCAGCCACACCGACCCGCUGUCCGACAAAGAUCCCGCCCUCUCGGAGGACGAGCGGGAAGAACCGGGGUUUUAAGGCUGUAGAGAAGAACGUUUGGGUCGGGGGGGAGGGUGCGUUUGACCCCCCCCCCUUUGCUCCACAGCUCACUUGAGACACUUCCAGAGAUUUGAUGAUUUUUUUAAAAAUUCGCC